AUGGAACGCCACGAGGGCUCCCGAAAUUUGUACAAUGCUAGAUUACAGGAUGCAUAUAGCCACUUGCUCUCUGAACGGAAUGAGGAUAAUUCGUUGCACCUCGGCGUUCCAGAAAGCGAAGUGAGCAGUGAUGAGUUUAGCGACGAGGUCAGCGAGGACUUUUCAAGAGGAUUCGUGGACCGCAGUGAGCGCUCGAGUAAUGGGAGGUCCGAACUCGACGAUGACUACGAGCAAUUCAAAACGUCCUUGAUGCGUGAUGAGUGGGCCGGGCUGGACGAUGGAGACGACGGUGAUGACGACGAUGACAAAGACUACACAGAAGAGGCAGAUCGGAGCUUUCUGGUGGAAACAGACGAGGAAACAGACGGGGAAACAAGCGGCGUCAAUGCGUGGGAUCCCAGCUCGGAUACGUUGCAGACAAACACACCUAAGAUUCGCAACCUCAAGACUUGGGCUAUUGUUCUCAUGGUGCUCGUCUUAGGCUUUCUCUGGAGAAACGAUAACACAUUCAUCUCUGACUCGCAGUCGGCAGUGGUGGGCCGCCCGUCUAGUGGCUCAAGCAACGCCCAAUUGCGCGCGCAAUUGAAUAGCUUGUAUCACGAAAUGCAAGACGAUCGAAAGACAGCCAAAAAGGAACUCGAGAACGCAAUCAGACUCGUUAUCUUACAGGUGGAAAAGAAUCUAAAAAAGGUUUUGCCAAAAGAUCAGCGAUCUGUGCAGGCGCAGAUUGACCAGCUUGAAAGUAAAGUGCAAGAUUUGUCUCGUACUUUCAACUUGAAUAACGUUACAGAGUGGCAGGAGUCGCUAAUUUCCGAGCUACACGAUUUGCUUCCAGAGCAAAUUCCGGUGGUACUGAACAACUCCACACGCGCCUUGAUGGUAAUUCCGGAACUGCAUCAAUACCUCGCCCACUUGAUCCCGCAGGUAGUGGAUAAAACCGUUUCGCAAGAAGCUGUCAAACCUUUUCACUACGAUGCAGGCCAGUAUGUCCGAGAGAUUCUUAGAGACGAGUACCAAUACGUGGACAAGGCCUUCUUUCUGGAUGAGCUAGAGCUAGCGCUGCGAUCAAGCAAAGAAGAUAUCCUGCGCGAGAUGGAAUCUCGCAUUUCUACUCUUGAAAAUGUGCCCCAACAAUAUUCCAACGUACUCCAGCAUAAACUCAUACACAGAAUCUACAAUGCCAAUCAGCACCAGUGGCAAGACGACGUUGAUUUUGCCACCGCGGCACAAGGUACUCGUCUACUGAAGCACUUGUGUUCCGGUACCUUUCAAGGACAAGCCGGAAUACCUGCCAACGGCGUCUCGCCCUUAGACCUCUUGGCCGACGGCCAGCCAGGCAGCUCUACCUACUGGUUGUGCAGCGAUAAAAACCCUAACGAAUGUUCCUGGGCUGUCAGGUUCGCACAGCCGCUAUAUUUGACUCGCCUAUCCUAUGUCCAUGGUCGUUUCACCAACAAUCUCCACCUUAUGAACUCCGCUCCCAACUCCAUAUCGGUGUACGUCAAACUGCAGUCCUCUGCAAACUCAGAGUUUCGCCGCAAUGCUAUGCAGAAUGGCUAUGGAACAACAUGGAGCUCGGAUGCAUCAUUUAUAGAAAUUGGAACCUGGAACUACGACAACAGCGAUCCGCGCAUUCGUCAGAGUUUUCCUCUGCCUCCAUGGUUUAUCCAGUGCAAACCCCAAGUUCGCAGUGUAGCAUUGGUUGUGCGGUCGAACUACGGCAACGCCCACUACACUGCGUUGCGUAAGUUCGUAAUAAACGCUGUCACAAUGCAGGACUUACAGCUGAGCUCUUCCUACGUUCAGCAGCGCCAUUUUGAGAUUCCCGAAUAUUCAUCACCGCUGGAGGAUGCAGAGAAGUUAAGAGCCUCCCAAGUUGCUGCCUGGCAGCAGGGCUCUAAUGAAUUCAACGAGGCGUUCGCCAAAUCCCCCGGCGUAAUUUCUUUCGGCCAAGACGAGUUCGACGAAUUCGGUGAGAGUGGCGCAUGA
This is a messenger RNA of Lachancea dasiensis, 1989 nucleotides long. NCBI's taxonomy places the organism in Eukaryota, Fungi, Ascomycota, Saccharomycetes, Saccharomycetales, Saccharomycetaceae. The record is from the annotation of a GenBank genome assembly.